Molecule: messenger RNA, 3773 nt
Organism: Rubroshorea leprosula
Lineage: Eukaryota; Viridiplantae; Streptophyta; Magnoliopsida; Malvales; Dipterocarpaceae
Source: the annotation of a GenBank genome assembly
AUCAAUAUCAUCAUCAUCGGUUCAUCAUCACCAUCGGAGCCUUUCGCAUCUCCUCCACUUGCAUCCACCUUCGCGCACUUUCCGGCAAGGACCUACCAAGCUCGCCGGCAGUAGUCUUGAUGUGAAUUCGGUGCUUGGGAUUGAGGAUUCAUGCUUGGGGAGUUCUUUUGAAGAAUUUGGUGAUUGAUUUGGGAGCUACUGGGUGUGUGGGUGGCUGUUAAUUGGGGUCAUGGAUGUGCUGGAGUACUGUUUCCGGAUUUUUUCUGAAGAACUGAGGCUGAUUAGAUAAUAGUUGAGGGGAUGUCUAUCUUUGGGGGUGAUUUUUGAGCUGUUAGUAGAGUAGGGUUAAAGUUUCCUUGUUUGUGCAGUUGUUCUCUAUUUUGGGAAUAAAAUUAUAAAUUACUUGAUUUAGAUCUUGGGAAUCUUAGUUUUAUUGAUGGAGGCUAGAUUUGGAGGUGAAGGUCAUCAUUUCUAUGCCAUGAAUCCAUUGGAUUUGCGGGCGGUAGGGAAAAGGACUUUAGACUGGGAUUUGAAUGAUUGGAAAUGGGAUGGAGAUCUUUUCAUUGCUAACCAGUUAAAUUCGGUGCCUACUGAUAGCAUGGGCCGACAAUUAUUCCCUCUAGGAGCAGGCAUUCCAGUAGCUGGAAAUUCAUCCAAUAGUUCAUCAUCUUGCUCUGAUGAAGUGAAUCCUGGAGCUGAGAAAGGAAAACAUGAAUUGGAGAAGCGGAGGAGGGUUAUUGUAGUUGAAGAUGACAGCCAGAAAGAUGAAGCAGGUAGCCUUACUUUGAAGCUUGGUGGUCAUGGUUAUCCAACUAGUGAAAGGGAGAUGGGAAAUUGGGAAGGAACAAGUGGGAAGAAGACUAAGUUGGGGGGUGGUACCACAAAUCGUGCAAUCUGUCAGGUGGAGGACUGUGGGGCUGAUCUAAGUAAUGCAAAGGAUUAUCAUAGACGACAUAAAGUUUGUGAGAUGCAUUCCAAGGCUAGUAAGGCACUUGUUGGAAAUGUCAUGCAGCGGUUCUGUCAACAAUGUAGCAGGUUUCAUGUCCUCCAGGAGUUUGAUGAAGGUAAGAGAAGCUGUCGCAGGCGUUUAGCUGGUCAUAAUAAAAGGAGGCGGAAAACAAAUCCAGACACUGUUGCUAAUGGAAGUUCAGUAAAUGAUGAUCAGACUAGUGGUUAUCUAUUGAUAAGUCUGUUGAGGAUACUUUCUAACAUGCAUUCCAACCAAUCUGAUCCGGCCACAGAUAAGGAUCUCCUAUCUCUUCUUUUAAGGAGCCUUGCAAGCCAUACUGGUGAACAUGGGGGAAGAAACAUAUCUGGGCUUUUGGCAAAUGAUGGUGCUUCUAUUGUAAAUUCUGAAGCUAUUUCAGCUUUAUUAUCAAAUGGACAAGGUCUUCCUCGGCCCUUUAAGGAACAUCUUGCAAUACCUGUAUCAGAAGUGCCUCAGCAAGGAGUACAUUCCCAUGGUACUAGGGGUGUAGAAGUCCAAAAAAGCACUGGUGGACAAAUCAAGAUGAAUAACUUUGACCUGAAUGACGUAUAUAUUGACUCCGAUGAUGGCACAGAUGAUACUGAGAGAUCACCUGUUCCUGUGAAUCUGGUGAGCAGCUCCCUUGAUUGCCCUUCAUGGGCACAACAAGAUUCUCAUCAGUCAAGUCCACCUCAGACAAGUGGAAACUCGGAUUCCGCUUCUGCCCAAUCACCUUCUAGUUCCAGUGGUGAUGCUCAGAGCCGUACAGAUAGAAUUGUAUUUAAACUAUUUGGGAAAGUGCCCAAUGAUUUUCCUCUUGUCUUGCGAGCUCAGAUUCUUGACUGGUUAUCUCAUAGUCCAACUGACAUUGAGAGUUACAUCAGGCCUGGUUGCAUUGUUCUAACAAUUUACCUACGUCAAGCUGAGGCUGCAUGGGAAGAACUUUGCUGUGAUCUGAGUUUCAGUUUGAAUCGGCUUGUGGAUACUUCAGAUGACGCUUUUUGGAGGACUGGAUGGGUUUAUAUUAGGGUGCAACAUCAAAUAGCAUUCAUUUAUAAUGGUCAGGUUGUUGUAGACUCAUCCUUACCUCUCAGAAGUAACAAUUACAGUAAAAUUACAAUGGUCAAACCAAUUGCAAUAUCUGCUAGUGAAAUAGCUCAAUUUUCAGUGAAAGGCAUCAAUCUCAGUCAGCCUGCCACAAGGUUGCUCUGUGCAGUAGAAGGGAAGUAUCUGGUUCAGGAAGAUACUCAUGAGUUGUCGGCUAAUGAUAAUAUUAAGGAGCAUGAUGAGCUGCAAUGUGUUAACUUCUCUUGCUCUAUCCCAAGAAUGACUGGGAGGGGGUUUUUUGAGAUUGAAGAUCAUGGUUUCAGCAGCAGUUUCUUCCCUUUCAUUGUCACUGAGGAGGAUGUCUGUUCAGAGAUCCGCAUGCUUGAGAAUUUGUUGGAGUUUACUGAAAGUGAUGUAGAUGUUGGUGGAACUGAAGAUUUCGAAGCCAAGGAUCAAGCCAUGGACUUCAUUCAUGAAAUUGGUUGGCUUCUUCAUAGAAGUCAAUUGAAAUCUAGAUUGGGUCCCUUGGAUCCCAACCCGGAGCUGUUUCCUUUAAGACGGUUCAAGUGGCUUAUGGAGUUCUCUAUGGACCAUGAGUGGUGUGCUGUUGUGAAAAAACUCCUAAAUAUUCUGCUUGAGGGAACUGUGGGUUCAGGGGAGCAUCCUUCCCUUAACAUUGCAUUAACAGAGAUGGGUCUCCUACACAGAGCUGUGAGGAAAAACAGUAGACCUCUAGUUGAGCUCCUUCUAAGAUUUGCCCCUGACAGAGCUUCAGAUAAAGUAGGAUCUGAGCACAAGGUACUAGCUGAUGGUGGUCGUGACAGCUUCUUGUUUAGACCUGAUGUCACAGGCCCAGCAGGUUUGACACCUCUGCACAUUGCAGCCGGGAAAGAUGGUUCUGAGGAUGUGCUGGAUGCAUUGACUGAUGAUCCCAGAAAGGUGGGCAUUCAAGCAUGGAACAGCACUCGUGAUAGCAGUGGUUCCACGCCUGAAGAUUAUGCACGCUUGCGCGGCCACUACUCAUACAUCCACCUGGUCCAGAGGAAAAUCAGUAAGAGACCAACUGCCGGGCAUGUUGCGGUUGAAAUUCCUAGUGCCAUCAAAGACUACAAUAAGACCCAGAAACAAUGUAGUGAGUCAACCUCCAGCCUUGAAAUUGGACAGCCUAGAUUGAGACCCAUCCAAAGGCAGUGUAGGCUGUGUGACCGGAGGCUGGUUUACAGAACGCCAAGCAGAUCUUUAGCUUACAGGCCGGCAAUGCUCUCAAUGGUGGCCGUCGCUGCAGUCUGUGUCUGUGUUGCUCUACUAUUUAAGAGCUAUCCUGAAGUCAUCUAUGUAUUCGGUCCCUUCAGGUGGGAAAUGCUGGACUACGGAUCGAUCUGAAGUCCAUUAACUCUCAACUGGAUAACAUGUAAUAGAUGUUUGUAUUUGUUUGUGUUGAGACAAGAUAUCGUGCGUAACCAUCGCGAGGAACUGAAUUUCCUGAUACAGUAAUGUGAUUGACGUAUUUAUUUGUUGUUCAUUGUAAUCUAAAUAUGUAAGUACAUAGGUCUCUCUCUGGGUUCCUAACUUGAAAACUGAUGUUGGGAGAGGUAGCUUUGUAACGUUAUUCCAUAGUAAUAAUGUUUUGUGUUCGGCAAUUCUCAUGUAUCAUCAGGAAAAACUCUUCUUGUUGAAACAGUAAUGUGCAUCAUGUUGAUGAAUUACGUUGAUGGAAGAAUGAGUUUUUCUUAUUAGGAAAUAAUUUUUGUAUAAUUUU